Sinocyclocheilus grahami is the source of this 1628-nucleotide messenger RNA. Its product is annotated as ephrin type-A receptor 3-like. Lineage: Eukaryota; Metazoa; Chordata; Actinopteri; Cypriniformes; Cyprinidae. Gene Ontology annotation, molecular function: transmembrane-ephrin receptor activity; protein binding; ATP binding. The record is from RefSeq and is a predicted model, not a curated record. Gene Ontology annotation, cellular component: dendrite; plasma membrane. The coding region runs from base 1 to 1617 and encodes 538 amino acids. Gene Ontology annotation, biological process: protein phosphorylation; axon guidance; ephrin receptor signaling pathway. The transcript is spliced from 7 exons.
AUGCGUCUGUCAAAAUCUUUUAGAAACCGCUGUAAGUUCAGAAACAAAUGGGAGGAGAUCAGUGUUAUGGACGAGAGGAACAUUCCUAUGAGGACGUACCAGGUGUGCAACGUAAUGGAAGCCAAUCAGAACAACUGGUUGCGCACUGGACUGAUCCAGCGAGAAGGUGCUCAACGUGUCUACGUGGAGAUCAAAUUCACUCUACGUGACUGCAACAGCCUUCCGGGAGUCCCUGGAACCUGUAAGGAGACGUUUAACGUGUACUACCACGAAUCUAACAAUGCAGUCGCCUCACCUUUGCGCCACAUUCGAGAAAGCCAAUAUGUCAAGAUUGACACUAUAGCGGCUGAUGAGAGCUUUACGCAGACGGACGUUGGGGAUCGUGUCAUGAAGUUGAAUACGGAAGUGCGAGACAUCAGCGGUCUCAGUAAGAGGGGCUUGUACCUGGCGUUUCAAGACCUGGGUGCUUGCAUUGCUCUGGUGUCGGUGAGAGUCUUUUAUAAGCGCUGUCCUCUGGCGGUGCUCAAUCUGGCCCGGUUCCCGGAUACGGUGACGGGUGGCGAUUCUGCGUUGGUGGAAGUGCGUGGCACUUGUGUGGAGGACGCGGAAGAGCUCGAGGCACCACGGAUGUUUUGCAGUGCCGACGGAGGUUGGCUGGUGCCCAUCGGCCGCUGUGUGUGCCGGCCAGGCUUCGAGGAGGUAGAUGGACACUGCCAACCAUGUCGGUCAGGCUUCUACAAGGCCUCUGCUAUGGAUGCGUACUGCGUGAAGUGCCCCCCACACAGCUACUCCCACCAGGACAAGGCUUCUGAGUGUGUGUGUGAGAGAGGCUUCUACAGGGCCGAAUUGGACCCUCGCUCUAUGGCGUGCACAAGGCCACCUUCGGCACCCGGCAAUCCCAUUUCCAUGGUGAACGAGACUGCAGUCACACUAGAAUGGAGUCCUCCUCGUGAAAGUGGUGGACGUGGAGAUGUGUCCUACAGUGUCCACUGCAGGAAGUGCUCUGGAGAAGCAGGGGCUGCAGGAGACCGGGAAAAGUGCGUUCCCUGUGGUAGCGGUCCGCAUUUCAACCCCAGGCAGUUUGGCUUGACGCACCCCAGAGUUCUGGUCACAGGACUGCAGCCUCAUACCAAUUACACCUUCAACAUUGAAGCCCUGAACGGAGUGUCAGAUCUCAGCCCCAGUCCACGUCAACUAGUGUCCGUCAACGUCACCACCAGUCAGACAGUGAGCGUCAUCUUAAAGGAAAGGAAGGGCACCGACAGUGUAACGCUGGCAUGGCAGGGUCCAGAACCUUCUGACGGGACCGUAGUGGAAUAUGAAGUCACCUAUUAUGAAAAGAACCAGCAGGAUCAGAACUACACUGUGCUGAAGACCAAAUCCAACAGUAUGACGGUGGAUGGACUCAAGCCGGGAACCACAUACGUCUUCCGGAUUCGAGCCCGUACAGAUGGAGGCUAUGGGAACUACAGGGGAGAAAUUGAGUUGGAGACGAGCCAUGAAGAUAUGCUGGCGGUUGGAGAUCCCAACCAGCAAACCAUACUGGCCAUCUCUGUGGCAGGCGGUGCAGUGCUUCUGGUCUUACUAGUGGCCUGUUUUGUUGUGAGUGGACGGUAAGAGUAAUUUAC